AUGGCAGCGACUAUGGAUCCCGAUUGUGCAUUGACCGACGAUACCUUUGGUCCCUAUGCUGGUCCACAUUGCCGUGGCGGCUUCGACCUCACUCUCCUCUUCUCCGAGGUGUUUCUCUCGAUAAUUCCUCUAUCCUUGUUGAUAGCUAUCGCGCCUUAUAGAAUCUAUCGACUAUGGUGGAAGGAUACCAAGGUUUCGAGGACGACUCUGCUAUAUACCAAACUGAUAGGAUGGGCUGUGUUCGCUGGUUUCGAGCUUGCGCUCCUCGUGAUCUGGUCAAACCGACAAACACGCAACAACCGUGCCGAACUCGCAUCAGCUGCUAUCAGCUUCAUCGGCGCAGUCUUACUGGGAUUUCUCUCCUUCGUUGAGCACAUGAGGUCGAUACGUCCAUCGUUCCUGCUCACGGUAUACCUAUUCUUCACCAGCAUAUUUGAUAUCGAACGCUCUCGCAGUUAUGCACUCACGCCCGAGCUGGACCUCGUUGCUACGGUUUUCGCCUCACGCCUUGCUGUGAAAGUAUUCCUCGCCAUAGUUGAAGCGCGAGACAAGCGACGGCUCCUUCUCCCAGACUUCGCCAACAACCCAACGGAGGCUACCAGUGGUGUGUACAGGCGGGUAACGUUCUGGUGGCUGAACCCGCUCUUCAAGAAGGGAUUCUCCACUUCACUGACUGUCGAUGACCUUUUCCAGCUGGACAAACACCUCACAGCAGACUACCUGCACCAUCUAAUUGGCUCGUCGUGGGCAAGAGUUGCGAAUGUCGGUACACACUCUCUCUUCGGAACGACAUUGAGGAAGUUGAAGUGGCCCAUACUGGCAGUUGUUCCGCCCAGACUAUGUCUGAUUGCCUUCAACUUCUGCCAACCAUUUCUGAUCGAAAGAGCUGUCAACUUCUCCCAGGAGGCCGAGACGGCGCAGACGGCCAACAUCGGGUAUGGAUUGAUUGGCGCGUACAUUAUCGUUUUCAUCGGCAUUGCAAUCUCCACCGGGCAAUACAUGCAUUUCACCUUCCGAUUUAUCACACAGAUGCGAGGUGGUCUCAUCUCCAUGCUUUACAACAAAGCAACAGAAGUCACAUUGACAGACAUGGAUCCAGCAUCUUCCAUCACGCUCAUGAGUGCCGACGUCGAGCGUAUCGUCACGGGUAUGGAGACUGGUCACGAGGUAUGGUCUAAUACACUUGAGAUUGCGCUCGCAAUGUACCUCUUGGAGCGACAACUCGGUGCCGCCUGUGCGAUCCCCAUCGGCGUUGCUGUUGUAUCAUUGCUCGGCUCCAUAGCAGCCACUAGCUUGGUGAUGCAACGUCAAGCACUCUGGCUCGAAGGCAUCGAGCGACGCAUUGCAGCCACCAACUCCAUGCUGAACUCGAUGAAGGGUGUCAAGAUGGGUGGUCUCACCGAGGUUCUGCGAGACGAUCUCCAGAAACUUCGGGUUGAUGAGCUUAACAUCUCGAAGAAGUUCAGAAAGCUCCUCAUCUGGACAAUGGGUUUCUCCUACAUCUCACCAAUUGUGUCACCCAUUCUGGCAUUUGCGGUCUUUUCUAUCAUCGCGCAAAACAGUAACGGCAGCAGCACUCUCGACACCGCAACUGUCUUCACUUCACUCUCCCUGUUCACGCUUCUUACAGAACCACUCGGGUCGCUCAUUAUGGCUCUUUCCUCUUUGAUGGGAGGUGUCGGAUCGUUCAAGAGAAUCCAAGACUUUCUUACAUUGGCUCCGCGUGAUGAGCACCGUAAAUUUCCUUCCAUCUAUGGUGGUAGCACAGCUUGCCUUUCAGUUGCAGGCACCGAGUCAGACAAAAGCUCCGAGACUUCUCAAAAGAGCCGUUGUUCUAUCGAGGUCAAGGAGUACAGCGCUCUUGGUUCUCAGGCUAUCGUCAUUGAGAACGGCUACUUCGGAUGGGAUCCGGUCAGACAGCCAUCUGGUACCUUGCAGGACAUCGAUAUGAUCGUCCCACGCGGGAAGAUUACCAUGGUAGUGGGACCGGUGGGGUGUGGUAAGUCAACCCUGCUUAAAGCAGUGCUCGGAGAGUUACCUGUCAUGGGUGGCUCGCUGCAGGUGUCUUCCCUACGGAUCGCCUUGUGCGACCAAACUGCAUGGCACGUGAACGGCACAGUGCAGGAAAGCAUCCUCGGUGCUGCCGUGUUUGAUCAGCGGUGGUACUCGUCGGUAGUGCGGAGCUGCGCAUUAGACGAUGAUCUACGGCAAUUACCCCAAGGUGACCAAACCCAGAUUGGCAGCAAGGGUAUCGCAUUGAGUGGAGGCCAAAGCCAGCGAAUUGCACUAGCCAGAGCAGUCUACGCUCAGAAGGACAUCAUCAUCCUCGAUGACUGCCUCAGCGGCCUUGAUGGCCAGACCGAGAACCGUAUAUGGCACAGUCUCUUUGGUCACGAGGGACUAUUAAAGCGGUGCCGAACCACAGUUCUCAUUGCGUCAUCAUCGGCCAAACGCGCACCUUACUCUGAUCACAUUGUCGCCCUUGACAAGGACGGCAGGAUUUCGGAACAAGGUCCUUUCGAGAAGCUGAACAAGUCGGGAGGCUACGUGUCGGGCUUCGACCUUGCACUUCCUGACUGGGACUACCGUGCGGAGAAGCACAUCUACGAGGAGCCACCCAGGUACACCGAGCGUCUAGCCAGCGAUAACCAGCUCACCGAGGAUGACGUGCAAGCUGAGGCCAAUCGUCGUACUGGCGACACAGCCAUCUACCUCUACUACAUUGGUACUGUGGGCUGGAUCCCUACAAUCAUCUUCAUCUUUUCUAUCAUCAUCUUCAUCUUCGGCAUCUCCUUCCCCACUGUCUGGGUGAAAAUGUGGGCGGAAUACAACCAGGAGAACCCCAACGAGCGACUCGGAUACUGGCUUGGCAUCUAUGCCAUGCUUGGCGGGUUGGCACUCGUCUUCCUGAUGGUCAGUUGUUGGCAGCUCAUCAUCACCAUGGUCCCUCGUUCUGGCGUCACAUUCCACAAGAAGCUUUUGGAUACAGUCCUUGGGUCUCCCAUGUCUUUCUUCUCUACCACAGACACCGGAGUCACGCUCAACCGCUUCAGUCAAGAUCUCAUGUUGAUCGACAUGGAGUUGCCAGUGGCCGCGCUGAACACUUUCGCCACAUUCGUCCUCGUCAUCGGACAGAUGAUCCUUAUCGCUGUCGCUGCUCCUUACGCAGCCAUUUCCUUUCCUGUCGUCAUCGUCGCAGUCUUCUUUGUUCAAAAGUUUUAUCUCCGCACAUCGCGCCAACUUCGUUUCCUCGAUCUGGAAGCCAAGUCACCACUCUACACUCAGUUCAAUGAGAUACUGGAAGGUUUAGCGACUAUCCGCGCAUUCGGAUGGCAGAGUUUCGUUGAGGAGAAAGCAAAAGCUCUACUUGACCGUAGUCAACGGCCCUUCUACCUGCUCUUUGCGGCCCAGCGUUGGUUGACACUCGUACUGGACUUGGUCGUCGCAGCCGUCGCAACGAUCCUUAUAGUGCUGGUAGUCACCUUGAAAGGCAGGCUGAGUGCUGGAUACGUUGGUGUAGCGCUACUCAACGUGGUACUGUUCUCUCAGAGUAUCAAGUUGCUCAUCUCUUUCUGGACCCAGCUCGAGACGCACAUUGGAAGUGUCGCCAGGAUCAAGAACUUUACCGCCGAUGCCGUGGCAGAGGACUCUGAGGGCGAAGACCACAUUCCGCCCGCCAGCUGGCCAAGCGCCGGCAAGAUUGAGUUCAGAGGCAUCGAAGCAUGCCACCGGCCCGGUGAACCUGUUAUCUCGAACUUUUCCCUGUCCAUCAGGCCUGGUGAAAAGGUUGCCAUCGUUGGCCGCACGGGGAGCGGAAAAUCAUCGCUCGUUCUCUCUCUCUUCCGUAUGGUCGAACUUUCCAGUGGUAGUAUCACCAUCGAUUCCGUUCCACUUACUCGGAUACCUCGCCAAACCAUUCGCAGUCGACUCAUCGGUCUACCUCAAGACGCCUACCUACUUCCCGGUUCGGUUCGCCUCAAUGCUGAUCCCUUAAAAGAAUCCGAUGACAAAGCCAUCAUGGCUGCGUUGAAGGACGUACAACUAUGGGAUAUUAUUGUGGCAAAGGGUGAUGCUGAGAAGUACGGGCACCCGUUAGACGUCGAAGUCGAGGACCUGCAUUUCUCGCACGGACAACGUCAGCUCUUCUGCUUAGCACGUGCAAUGCUCAAGAAGGACAAGUCAACCGUUGUUGUCAUGGACGAAGCUACUAGCAAUCUCGAUGCUGCAAGUGACGCCCAUGUCCAACGCCUCCUCCGCUCCAGAUUCCCACAUCACACCCUCAUCACCGUCGCCCACAAGCUCGAUACAAUACUCGACUUCGACAAGGUCGUCGUCAUGAACAAGGGUCAACUCGUUGAGUACGGUUGUCCUCACAAGCUACUAGACCGCCAGGGAAGCUGGUUUAAGAGUCUGUAUGAAGAUGUCGCCAGAAGAGGUUCUGAGGAUGAGGAUGAGGAUGAGAUCAACGUCAUCUAG
This is a messenger RNA of Alternaria burnsii, 4476 nucleotides long. Its product is annotated as abc transporter. Gene Ontology annotation, biological process: transmembrane transport. Lineage: Eukaryota; Fungi; Ascomycota; Dothideomycetes; Pleosporales; Pleosporaceae. Gene Ontology annotation, cellular component: membrane. The record is from RefSeq and is a predicted model, not a curated record. The transcript is spliced from 9 exons. Gene Ontology annotation, molecular function: ATP binding; ABC-type transporter activity; ATP hydrolysis activity. The coding region runs from base 1 to 4476 and encodes 1491 amino acids.